AAAAGACGUAUCGAAACGAAACGCCCAAGAAAGCAUGUCGCGCCAGCGCAUCUCGGAGGACGAAGCGCUGCAGCUGCGCAAGGAAAAGUUCCGCCUUGCACAGAGCAAUACCGUCGAGGGGGGUAUCGAGGGCUCGUUUGAGAGCCGAUUUUCGCUGCUUGAGGCGCCGUUCUGGAAGGUUUUUUAUGCUGCGUGUGCCGCCGGUCCCGAGUGGGUCAACCAUCGAUCGCAACUCAUUUCCUACUCGCUGCCGCAGACCAUCAACAGCACCGACGCUUACGGGGAAACCAUGAUGACACUGGCCGCGCAGCACAAUCGCGUUCAAGUCCUCACGGUGCUACUUGGUAUUAAGGGCGAUCCAUGGCGCACAAACCAAAAGGGCUGGAGCGCCGUGACAGUGGCCGCCGUCCAAAACCACGAAGCAGUCAUCCAGCUGUUUGCUGCGAAUCGCGUCAAAUUGGACUUGCCCGACAAGCGACUUGGGUAUACGCCUGCGCACUUUGUUGUGCAGGCACAAAACGACAAGAUGUUGCGGCUGCUGCACGACCUGCAUGCCGACCUACGCAUCGCAGCCAAGAACGGCUACACGCUUCUCCACACGGCAGCCGAAGCCGCGGCCGACGAUUGUCUGGUAUACCUUGUCAAAAUGAAACUUAUACCCGUGGACGCCCGAGACACCAACAACGAAACCGCGUGCCACAAGGCAGCGCGGCACAACCACAACCGCGCGCUCGAGAUCCUCUUGGCCCACGGCGCAUCCUUUUCGCUUGAAAACCGAGAGAACGAUGGUGUCGCCAACAUCCUCCUUGACGACCUUCACAUGCACCGCCGGUUCUAGUGCCUUCAACACUCUCCUUUUCAUGCGAACAUAUCGUCUCGGUGCCCACAUAGUUUUCUUAUGUAUUGUAUACGAAUACCAAACUGCACUCAAACGCUCUAUCAAAUGAGCUAUGCUCGG
Saprolegnia parasitica CBS 223.65 is the source of this 958-nucleotide messenger RNA. RefSeq lists its product as hypothetical. Lineage: Eukaryota; Oomycota; Saprolegniomycetes; Saprolegniales; Saprolegniaceae. Gene Ontology annotation, molecular function: protein binding. The record is from RefSeq and is a predicted model, not a curated record. The transcript is spliced from 8 exons. Bases 35 to 838 code for a protein of 267 amino acids.